AUGACUGCAGAAAAGCGUAUACCAUUACAUAUCUUACGUGAGAUUACAAAUGGAUUCUCAGAGCACUCAAGGAUUGGAAGGGGUGGGUAUGGAGACGUUUACAAGGGAGUUUACAGUGGGAGAGAGAUUGCUGUGAAGUUGCUUCAUGUUGAUACGGUGCUAGGACAUGAUGACAGACAAUAUAUCAAUGAAGUUGGUAACCUUUUGAGGGUUAAGCAUCCAAAUAUUGUACAGUUACUUGGUUAUUGUUAUGAAAUACAGAAUGAACUAAUUGAACACAAUGGUGCAAAUCAUUUUACCCGACACGUAUAUAGAGUCCUCUUCUUCGAGUACUUGCAGGGUGGAAGCCUAGACAAGCAUCUUUGUGAAGAAUCUUUUGCACCUGAUUGGAGCACGCGUUACAAGAUUAUAAAGGGGAUUUGUGAAGGAUUAAAUUUCCUUCACAGCUGUGAACCACCAAUCUUUCAUCUUGACCUGAAGCCUGCCAAUAUAUUACUAGACAGUUCCAUGGCGCCUAAACUGGCGGAUUUUGGUUUGUCAAGGCUCUUCGGUGGAUCACACACUCAUGUCACAAACAGAGUUGUAGGAACCGAGGCGUAUAUGCCACCAGAAUUCAUAAAAGACGCCUAUAUCGCCCAUAAGAAUGAUGUCUUCAGUUUAGGUCUUGUGAUGAUAGAGAUAAUUAAAGGGUCUUCAGGUUACUCCGGUUAUAUAGAAACAGACGAAGUCGGGCAAUUUACGCAAAAGGUGCUUGGCAAUUGGAAGAAUAGGAUAAAGGCUCCUUCGGAGUACCCAUUAGAGGAAUCACAUCAAGUGCAGAUAUGCAUCGACACAGCAAUGCGUUGUGUUGAACCUGACAGAAACAAUCGACCUAAUAUAGCAGAAGUUCUGGAUAUUCUGAGAAAGACAGAAACUCAUAUGCCCAAGAGACAGCUCCUCAUUUCCCAGUCAUUUUGUUUUCCCGAUCCAAGGGAGAACACCAACAGCUGCUGGAGGCUGCAGCUGUGGCUUCCAGAAACGGUGGUGGGAGAGAGGAGAGGCAGAGAGGUGUUGCUCAGUGGCUGGUGCAGUAGAGUGGUGGAGGAGAAACGAGCUAGUGGAGGAGAUGAGUGUCCUCGGGGCGCCGCCGGAGGGGAAGAGGUGGUGGUGGAGAGCACUGGCUGCAUGAUGCUGCUCCGUAAGCAUCAACCUAGCGUUAGAAUCAUGGCACGCACAUUGUUUCUGCUUCAAUCAUGUCAUCACGUCACCCUCUUUCAGGACUAUGGCCUUGUUCGUGUAACGGUAUUGUCUUAG
Molecule: messenger RNA, 1293 nt
Organism: Triticum turgidum subsp. durum (durum wheat)
Lineage: Eukaryota; Viridiplantae; Streptophyta; Magnoliopsida; Poales; Poaceae
Source: the annotation of a GenBank genome assembly